ACCACAGUGCGCUCUUCAUCCUAAGUCCUAAGUUACCUCUUCAUCCUGAAUUACCAUCGGCUCACCAACGAUCUCAAUGAAAGCCGAAUGGUAGCAUUAUUAUAUCAUGCGCCAAACGCCCUUUAGGAACUUUUCCUCGGCUCGUUGCGUUGAGCCUAUAAGCCCGCUGAGUGUUAGCAUCCGAGCUCGAGCUGGCUGAUACCAUUGUUCCCGAAUCAGCCCAUACAUAGUUUUACUCUACAGAUGAAGAUGUGUGAAAAUCAGCACUAAGCUUCCUGCAAUGAGAGGUUACGGGUUUUUCGGCGCGCGCUACUGCCUAUGUGAGGGACAGUUCAAGCUAAAUCCCCUGAGCCUGCAGCCGCUGGCCAUUGGGCGGCGGAUUUAAUUGCGCUUUUCAUCCUAGCUCUACGGCCCUAUACUAGAGACAAUAGGGGUAGGAUAUGCUCCGUUUAAUAGGUGGUUGUUAUAUAUUAUGGUAAAGCUGCAACGCUGGGAAAGGAAAUAUGGGCGUUGGUGGUCCUUUUAUAAGAAAUUGACGAUACCGUAUGCAGAAGAACAACGGGAAUACUGGUCGGCAGAGUGCGGGAGACUCAAACCUUCGUGCAUACUGGUGCCUGAAUCGCCAGAGGAGCUAUCGAUGAUUGUGAAAACGCUCGGGGAGAAUAAUGAGACCUUUGCUGUAAAGAGUGGCGGCCACAACCCUAAUCGCCACUUCUCGAGCGUUGUUGGCGGCCCUCUUAUUAGCCUGAAAGGUUUCAACGAGAUCAACUACGAUGAAGCGUCGGGUACGGUGAGAGUUGGUGCUGGUAACCGCUGGACUGAUGUUGUCAAGGUCCUUGAACCCAAUGGUGUAACUGCCGUCGGAGGUCGUGUCGGACAUGUCGGCGUGGGUGGGUAUAUUUUGGGAGGCGGAUUGAGCUACCUGAGCACGCAAACUGGUUGGACUAUGAACACUGUCGUUGAGUUCGAUGUUGUUCUCGCAAACGGUGAAAUUGUCAAGGCAACAAGCUCUGAGAAUGUUGACCUUUUCAACGUCCUCCGUGGUGGUGGAAAUGCAUACGGAAUUGUCACGACAUAUACCCUAAAAGCACAUAAAAUUGGAAAAGUUUGGGGUGGGAACCUGAUAAUCGGUGUUGAUAAGACAAAUGAAGUCCUGGCUGCCGUGCGAGAUUUCACAGAGUACUAUCCAGAUGACAAGGCUGCCAUAAUUGCUACCCACAACAUCGGUGUCGCAGAUCUGUUGGAUGUCUGGUUGAUACUACUCUUCUACGAUGGCGAGACUCCCCCUCCCGGAACAUUCGACAACUUCACCGACAUUGGUCCAACCCUCAACACGGCCAAAACCCAAAAAUAUUCAGCUUUAGUGAGUGCCCAAGACGAACUUGUCAUCAACGGCAAGAUAGUCGACAUGGCAGUCGAACACUCUCCACUCCCUUGCGCCGCCAACCCGGAAAUCAUGCAGUCCAUCAACAACCACUUUGAAACUGUCACAAAGAAGAAUAAACUAGUCCCCGGUCUAAUGGGCACUUUAUCCCUACAACCAAUCCCUAAGCGUCUGGCCCGCCAUGCCAAGGAGAAUGGAGGCGACCUACUCGAUCUCGACGACUCUGUCGAUAGGCUGUUGAUAGAGCUUAACUAUUCGUAUACUUGCCCAUCAUAUGUGCCUCAGAUCGAGCGUGCGCUGAAGGCUGUCACGGACGCUGUCCGCAAGGAUACCCUAGAUCGGAUUAGAGAGGGGACGCUGCCCGAUGCGUAUCUGCCCCUUUUUAUGAAUGAUGCAAACCAUGCGCAGGAUUAUUUUGGUCGGCUGCGGCCUGAGACGUUGGAGUAUGCGAAGAGGAUAAGGGACAUAUAUGAUCCCCAAGGCUUAUUCCGUGAUCGGACGGGAGGGUUCAAGAUGUGAAUGAGGGUCGUAAAUAUUCGUGCCGUGGAUCCCCCUGCCGUCGAGGAUUCCUUUUUCGAUUUUCGUAAAUAUAGAUAUGUGUCUCUUUUGAAAGCAUGCAAAUCCAAGCUUAAAAAUGUAGUUUUAUAAAAUAUAUUAUUCACAUAAUUACUAUCCCAG
Molecule: messenger RNA, 2062 nt
Organism: Blastomyces gilchristii SLH14081
Lineage: Eukaryota; Fungi; Ascomycota; Eurotiomycetes; Onygenales; Ajellomycetaceae
Product: FAD dependent oxidoreductase
Exons: 5
Coding region: 473-1903 (476 amino acids)
Molecular function (GO): FAD binding
Source: RefSeq, a predicted model, not a curated record